AAGCAGCGGUAGACACGCAAGCAGGGCAAGGACUCGCACUGUAUCAACGCAAACAUCAUCGAGCGAUGGCCACAGCGCCAAGCGUAGCGCUAUAGGAUUUAGUCCAUCGAAAAGCAGAUCGUCAGGUAUUGCAAGCGGUAAGAAACGCUCAGCUAAAAAAAUUCAGCGAUCAGCCUCGUCGUCAAAAAGCAGUCGUAUUCGGACGCCGCAGGACACAAAAAAGCAACGCGUGGCGGUAAGGAAAUCUUUGCGCGAUCGUUGUUCUCAGAAAACGCGUGGCGUCAAGAGAACCAGGCAAAGAAGCACAUCCUCAAGCAAGACAAGUGGACGUGAACGCAGUACCAAAAAAGCUCGCCGGUCGGAAAGCACGUCGUCGACACACAAGAACAGUCGGAUAAAGCUCAAGGCUAAAAAACGGCGCUCGUCAGCCAGCAGAUCUCCGAAAAGAAGUGUGAGCGCACGCAUGGUCGAGAGAAGCCGAAGUACGAGCUCGUCUUCAGUCAGGUCGUCUCGACAGAACAGCGCAGCUCAGAGGGUUCGGCGAUCAAGGAGUACUUCGUCGAGAAGUGAAAGCAGCCGUUCGAACGUCCAGACAAAAAAGCGACGCAAAUCUACUAGCAGGUCUCUGAGUAGCAGUGUUAGAAAAAAGCCGGGCGUUAAGAGAAACCGAAAAUCGAGGAGCGUGUCAUCAAGCAUAGCCAGCGGACACAAUCGCACUGCUAAAAGGGCUCGGUGGUCAAGGAGUUCCUCGGCCAAUGAAAGGAAGAGUCGGCCAAAGCUGAAGGCCAAGAAGCAACGCACGGUAAGAAGUCGAUCUUUAAGCAGCAGUGUUAAAGGCAAAAAGCGAAGGGCAGCAAGAACGCUUUCGACAAGGUCCGCUGAACACAAAGCCAGAGUCAACAAGGCACGUCGACCAUGGAGUUUGUCGUCAAGUAGCUGGAGCGGCAAGACGAAGUACGAAGGGUCCGUAAAUAUUUCAAGCGCGAAUGGAGUGUGUUUAGCUUGCGUGGCAUCGGAGACUUCCGUCAAGGAGAGUAGCAUUGAGUCGCGUGCGUCGACAAAGCCGUCACGUGUCAAAGAGGCCAGGGGUGGGAAGAGGAGCGUCACCAAGAACCGAUCAAGGUCGUCAAGCAGGGUCACCGGCCACAAACAAAGUUCCAAGAAGGUCCACCGUUCAACGAGUAGUACUACUUUGUCAAGCAGCACAGGAGGAACAGCGUCGAGGGCUAAAAAGCAACACCGGUCAAGUAGAGCGACGUCAAAGGGAACCAAGGGCAUAAAACGCAGGUCCGGCAGUCAGCACAGAUCAAGGAGCAGCACGCCUAGCAUCAGCAGUGACCUUCAAGCAAAUAAAAGGAGCAAGAGUCGACGGUCUAGAGACUCCUCGAGCUCGAGCGCGAAAAAGCUAAAGACGAAAAAGAAUACCCGGCCAAGAAACCGCUCUCCAUUAACGGACCGGAAGCCGAAAGCGAACUCUGCGCACGGUGGAAAGGCAAAGGCAACGAAAGAAAGACCUGCUAAUCGGAAAGUGCUCGAAGAAACAGUUGAAGAGACCACUACUGUCACUGUAACUGAACGUGAAGUCGUAACAGCUAAUCCGGAAAACAAGUCAAGUCAUGAACCUUCUACUAGGACGACAUCCGAGACGACUGAACACCAAGAAGAGUGAGACAGCUGACCAAAAAGCUAAGCUUACGAUAAAAACAGCAACACCAUUACGUGACAACACAGGCGAACGAUUUCAUAUGCAAAGUACACCGUUGCAUGUGAACUAAGAACAAAACGUGUACAGGCAGACGCUGAAAGCUGAGAACCAUGCCGAAAGUAACCUUGUUGAAAGCAAGCCCUGUUGUGACGUCAAAGAGCCGAGGCCUUUGGCAGGUGUUUUCUCGGGACUAGUUGACAACGAGUAUAGGCUAGACGACAUAAUCUAUUUCUGCAAGUCGAACUCUGCGGAUAACUGGAGCUUUCUUUGAUUGGUUAGGAUAGUAAACUCAGCGAGUAAUCGGUGUCAGAAGAUGACCGACCGUUCGGUUAGUGUUUUCGCCAAUUUUAUGUUAUGGAAAGGAAAUUCAAAGCUCUACAUGGCUCCUAAAAUUGGUAUGCGCGCCACUGGAAACAUAUAGUAUCACGUUGUCAUUAAAAUA
Molecule: messenger RNA, 2147 nt
Organism: Dermacentor silvarum
Lineage: Eukaryota; Metazoa; Arthropoda; Arachnida; Ixodida; Ixodidae
Product: serine/arginine repetitive matrix protein 2-like
Exons: 1
Coding region: 464-1669 (401 amino acids)
Source: RefSeq, a predicted model, not a curated record